Peromyscus maniculatus bairdii (prairie deer mouse) is the source of this 978-nucleotide messenger RNA. Its product is annotated as taste receptor type 2 member 116-like. Gene Ontology annotation, molecular function: bitter taste receptor activity; G protein-coupled receptor activity. Lineage: Eukaryota; Metazoa; Chordata; Mammalia; Rodentia; Cricetidae. Gene Ontology annotation, biological process: sensory perception of taste; detection of chemical stimulus involved in sensory perception of bitter taste; G protein-coupled receptor signaling pathway. The record is from RefSeq and is a predicted model, not a curated record. Gene Ontology annotation, cellular component: membrane.
AUGAACAACAGCCUCUGGUUUGCUUCUUCAAUCACCUUAUUUAUGGAAAUAGUAACUGGAACCUUAGGAAAUGGAUUCGUAGCACUGGUGAAUAUCAUGGACUGGGUCAAGAGAGGAAAGAUCUCUUCAGUGGAUCAGAUCCUCACUGCUCUGGCCUUUUCCAGACUCAGUUUGGUGUGGUCUGUGCUCAUUUGUAUACUGGUAUCUGUACUGUGUCCACAUUUGUUUAUGACUUUAGAAAUGCUCAUAGUGACUGAAGUUAUCUGGAUAGUGAAUAACCAUUUCAGCAUCUGGCUUGCUACAUGCCUCAGCAUCUUUUAUUUUCUCAAGAUAGCAAAUUUUUCCAACACUAUUUUCCUUUAUUUUAAGGUCAGAGUUAAAAAAGUGGUGACAGUGACAUUGUUUGUGUCUUUGUUUCUCCUGUGUUUAAAUAUUAUAGUUAUUAAUUUACAUGAGAACAUCUCUACCACUGAGUAUAAGGUAAAUAUGUCAUACAGCUUGACUUGGAAUAAGACACGGCUUUCUGGGCUAUGGUUUUCAUUUGCCAACACCAUGUUUGCCUUCAUACCCUUUGCUGUGUCCCUAGUUGCUUUUCUCCUGCUCAUCUUCUCCUUGUGGAAACAUCUGAGGAAGAUGCAGCACAGUGUCCAAGGAUGCAGAGAUGCCAGCGCCACGGCCCACAUCAGAGCCUUGCAGACAGUGAUCGCCUCCCUCCUCCUGUAUGCCAUCUUCUUUCUGUCUCUGGUUGCUAAUAUUUGGGGUUCUCUGCUUCUGGAGAAAAAGAUGCUGCUUUUUUUCACACAGGCUACAAAGAUUGCUUUUCCCUCAGUACACCCCUGUGUCCUGAUUCUGGGAAAUACUAAGCUGAGAAAGGCUUCUCUCUCUGUGCUGCUGUGGCUGAGGUGCAGGCACAAAGACAGGGACCCUGCGGUGCAUGGAACCGGGGCUUAUUUGUGUGGAUCAUCCUGCAUCCAUUAG